Colletotrichum spaethianum is the source of this 582-nucleotide messenger RNA. RefSeq names its product meiosis-specific APC/C activator protein AMA1. Gene Ontology annotation, cellular component: anaphase-promoting complex. NCBI's taxonomy places the organism in Eukaryota, Fungi, Ascomycota, Sordariomycetes, Glomerellales, Glomerellaceae. The transcript has a single exon. The record is from RefSeq and is a predicted model, not a curated record. Gene Ontology annotation, biological process: positive regulation of ubiquitin protein ligase activity; positive regulation of anaphase-promoting complex-dependent catabolic process; anaphase-promoting complex-dependent catabolic process. Gene Ontology annotation, molecular function: protein binding; ubiquitin ligase activator activity; anaphase-promoting complex binding. Bases 1 to 582 code for a protein of 193 amino acids.
AUGCAAGAUCUUCGGCUGUUCGGGCAUGGGACACAAACACACUGCUGGAGGCACGAAGCUGCAAUCAAGGCCAUCGCAUUCUGUCCUUGGCAAGACGGGCUCAUCGCAACCGGCGGCGGGUUAGGCGACAAGUGUAUUCACUUCUUCCACAUCGGAACCAGCACACCCUUGGCUACCAUUGUUGUCGGGGCGCAAAUCACUUCACUGAUCUGGUCUACUACGAAGCGCGAGAUCGCGGCCACAUUCGGUUACAGCCAUGGCUACGCGCAAACCGAACACCCAUACCGCAUUGUUGUCUUCAGCUGGCCGGAUUGCCGACAGGUCGGCGCCGUAGCAUGGCCGGGCGGUCCCAGGGCUUUGUGUGCCAUCCCUUACCCCAGAGGACCAGCUGAUGCGCAAAAAGGAAGCCGGACGGCGAAAGAAGGAACCAUUGUAGUGGCAUCGAGCGAUGAGACUCUCAAGUUUCACGAAGUGUGGCGCGACCAGCCCAAGACAGCGAUUAGUGGCGCCGUGGGGAUACUUGGCAGCGACGUUCUCGAGGGCCUUGUUGGUAUCGACAAGGAAGGGGAUGUUAUUCGAUAA